GGCUCAUUAGCGCCAGGGUACGCGGCCUGUCUCCAGCCAGCACGGCCACCAGGCGGCCGGGGCAUAAUGGGGAGUCACAAAUGAGGGAACGGGCCUGGCCCGUCUCCAAGCAACGGGGAACAAUGGGCGCGUGUCGCCCAGAGACAGGCCCUUCCUGCAGCCCCGGCCCCACGGCUGCCGGGGCUAUUUUUGGCAGCACUGUUGUGGGGGGGCAGGGAAUGAGUUUCAGGGUGGCCCAGCCCUAUAUAAGCCCUGGCUGCCCGGGAGCUCGGCUCAGGGUGUUGAGGCACCUCACCGGGUCAUGCCAUAGCUUCGCGCCGUCCCUUGAAGACUUCUCAGAGCGAUGGCAGCGCCCAAUGCCAAGGUACGGGCCAGGGCAUGCGGGGGAGCAGACCCCAAAGGAUCCACAAGGCCUCCUGCCUCCUGCUCCUGGCCCUGCUCUGCUCCCUGGCUGCGGCCGGGCAGAGCAUGCCCGUGUGCUGCCGCCAGAAGACCUGCCCAUGCCGGGUCUAUGACGUGCUGCACGGCCUGGGGAACCAUGCUGCCGGCAUCCUCACACUGGGCAAGAGGAGGAGCAGCUCGCAAGCCUUCCAGAGCCAGCUCUACCGCCUGCUGCACGGCUCCGGCAACCACGCUGCCGGCAUCCUCACCAUGGGCAAGCGGGAGGACCUGGCCCCAGAGCAGCCAGCCUCGGCCUGCCGGGACGCCUCCCCCUACCCCACCGGCCUGCUGCCUCUAGCCCCGUGUGCUGCCAACACUGACCCUGCCAGCACCAGGGAGUGCCUGGCCCCGCUUGACCAGGGCCAGAGCGGGGUGGCUGCAAAGAGCUUUUCCUGAAGUGGCCAGAGGUGGGGGGAGCAGCAGCCCGAGGGCAGGGAGGACCCACAGGGACUCUUUUAAUGACCACGGGCCAUUUACAAAUAAACCCCUGCCUGAGGCUCAGGGCUGUCUGCCUGGCGUGUUGUCUCACGGGACUGCAAUGGGGUGGGCAUACCCGGGGGCCUGGCCGGAGUCCCCUGCAGCCAGCUG
Molecule: messenger RNA, 1029 nt
Organism: Pelodiscus sinensis (Chinese soft-shelled turtle)
Lineage: Eukaryota; Metazoa; Chordata; Testudines; Trionychidae
Gene: HCRT
Product: hypocretin neuropeptide precursor
Biological process (GO): positive regulation of transmission of nerve impulse; temperature homeostasis; regulation of neurotransmitter secretion
Cellular component (GO): perinuclear region of cytoplasm
Molecular function (GO): type 1 orexin receptor binding; type 2 orexin receptor binding; neuropeptide hormone activity
Source: RefSeq, a predicted model, not a curated record